GAUUGCCGCGUAAUUUGAAAGUUGGAAGCCCUACUGGGCUUGCCAGUUGGCUAGAUUCUUAUUUAGAUUGCAUUUGCAUAAGUAUUAGUUUAGCAAUGCCAUCUGUUAAAAGUCACAAACACAAAACAUCUUCCACUACUAGCUCUUCAGUUAAGGAGUCUACUGAGAUGGGUAAACCAACUGAAGGUAUUUCUAAAGCUGUCAAGGCUGGGAAAAAACUCAAGAAAAAUCCUCAGUUAGGUAAUGAUGAUUUAAAAUCUGGUUCAGAAUCUAAAAAAGCCAAGACUUCUUGUGGGAAUGAUGCUGCUGAAAUUGCAACAUCUGAAGCCAAGGACAGAAAAGGUGAUGGUUGCAAUACAAAAGUAAAAUCAAGUAAGACCAUCAUUGACAAGUCCACCAAAUUUCAAGAAAUUGACCCUGCAGUUAACUUAAAAUUAGCUGCUAAGAAGAAAGGUAGAGAAGUUGUUGCUGCUAAAGAUAAAGAUUCCUCAGAAGAAAGUGAUGAGGAUUUACUGUCUUCUGAUAGUAGCAACAGUGGUGAAGGAAAAAACCCAACUGUUAUGUUGGUGCGUGACCUUAUGGAAGAUGAGAGCGAUGACUCGGAUUACGUAGCUCAAGAAGGCAAAGAAGAAAAUGAGGAAGAUGAAGACGUCAUUGAUUCAGCAUCUGAUGAAGAGAAUGAUGAUGAGUGUUCAGUUGAAAAAGAAGAGUCUGCACAAGAAGACGACAAGGAUGCUGAUGAAGAGACGAGUAGCAUUGGAAAUGACGAAGUUGAAGAAGAAGAAGAAGUUGAUGUUCAUGAUAUGUUGGAUGAUGAGGCUGAAGAAGGUUCAGAAACUGAAGAGUCUGAAAUUACUUUAAGUUCCUCCGAUGGUGAACACAGCAGGCCUAUGUUUGAGGGUGGUUCAACGUUACGCAGUAAGGCACUGCAAAAAAUUGCAGAAGACUAUGAAAACGGUUCCAUGCAAGAUGACGCUUUUGUAGUACCGGAUGACUUUGUUGAGUAUAUGGAUGAAGAUGAGGCUGGUGACUUGCCUGACGUAAGUGCUGUGCACACGAAAAAAAAGUUCAAACGAGUAAUUUCAGCGGUAGACUCAAGCGAUUCUGAUGAAGAAAAAUCAGAACGUGCUGUUUCGCAUGGAUCUAAAGAUGUGACAAAGGAAUUGAAAGUGAAAAUAUUGAAUAAAGACGUCAAAGGAGCUCGCAUUCAAGGUCAUGCUAGGGAGAAAAUGUUAUCGGAACCGAAAACCAAUCCAUGUUCGUCCAGAACUAAGACCAAGAGAGCCAUGUCUACCGCGUCGCCCGUGAAAAUAUCGCCAUUCAAGUAUUCACCUCUGAGAGAAAGAAUGUCAAGGAAACAUCAAUUUCUUUGGGGAAAAAAUCGCGAAAUUUCUACUCCCGGCAUAUCGCCUAGAAAUAUAAGGCAGAAAGACUGCGCCGAAAAUUGGUCUGUUCGCGAUAUCAAUGAAGGCCGAUCUUACAGUGAAUCUGAUACAUAUCAAGCUCGUGAAUUAAAAAAGAAGAAGUACGCUAAGCUUGUCAGUGUUUCUUCCCAGAAAAAUCCCGUCUGUUCUAAGAAAGGUGAAGCUGACUACGAGCGCGAGCGAGUGGGAAGGUUUAAGAGAAGCCGCCCUGGAAGCGAAUCUCCUGUUCCAAAAAAGAAGUUUCGGGAGUGAAAUUGUUUAAUAUUUCCUGCCAUUGCAUCUAAUAAAAAUCAUUUUAAUUUAACUUUUCAAAUGCUUUCGUUGGCAACUUGAAUCUAUGUUCCAAUUUAGUUUACAUUAGAUCCAUUUUUCUUCAAUUCAAGUGUUUAAGUGUUUUUCUUCAGUUUUGUUAACUGGUCCGAACUAUUCAUUUAAUAGUUUAUUACGAACUAGUUUAGCUAGUCAUCAGUGGCAUGAAGUCAAAUAAUUUUAGUGAGAGCAAUUCUGUGCUGUCUUUGCUUUAUACGUCAAGAGUGGCUCUGAGAACAUACACCAAAUCGAUGUUUGUGAUAUUUAAAUACGAUGUCUGUAAUAACUACGAUGUCUGGGUACAAGUUCCAUGAAAUAUUGUUAAUGAAUACCCAUGUGAUGAUCUAUCAUAGUUAGUCUCUAAGCGUCUUUUGUCUUAUAUGAUUCCUCCUAGAUAGCAUAUUGAAAAUAAUUUCGAACCACUGUCGUUGUGAAGUUUGUAAGUCACAAAAUUAUCACUGACUAUUUUUUCAUAAUUUCACGUUGGUUGUAAUGCAACCCGCACGUUAAAUUAGGUUUCAAUUGCAGAAAUACUUCAUUAAAAAAAGACGCGCGAGGUGCAAAUUGGUAUAAAUUUGUUCCCAUUGUUUGCUCAAAAAUUCCUGCGCAAAAAUAUUCAGUGAGCGAUUGAUUUCAAUCCCCAAAAAUCCAUUGUGUCGUUGACCAAUAGAUAUAUAACGCCAACAGUAAACGUGUAGUGAAGCUACGGUCAUUUGCUAAAUAAUAAACAACUUUUUUUUUGUAGCGUCCUUAUUGAAUCUGUCUGAGGUUGGUUACUUAAUAAGAGUUUGCUCCAAGGAAGACGUCGAAUUUCGUGAAAUUUUUAAUAAUAAAAUUGAUAUCAUUUUGAUCCUUAUGGUUUUUUCUUGAGCGAAAGCUUAUUAGGAAGAUUGAUUCAUUCGUAUAGUUUCAGUAAAUUUGCAUUGGA
Hyalella azteca is the source of this 2661-nucleotide messenger RNA. Its product is annotated as high mobility group nucleosome-binding domain-containing protein 5. The coding region runs from base 96 to 1676 and encodes 526 amino acids. Lineage: Eukaryota; Metazoa; Arthropoda; Malacostraca; Amphipoda; Hyalellidae. The record is from RefSeq and is a predicted model, not a curated record. The transcript has 2 exons.